UCACUUGACAUUAUUGACAAUUGGAAAGUCUGUAACUGUGUUGUACAGUAAAAUUUUAGUUUGUUUUUAGUAAAUCAUUGCGCUUUAUUAGCUAUUAUGAGUUUACAUAAAGCAAGGAUUAAACUUUUUGAAGAGAUAUUGGAAAACGAAGUAAUUGACAUCAACUCUCUUAGAAAGUUAGCUUUCAAUGGUAUACCAGAUGAUAAAGGCUUACGGUCCCUUGUGUGGAAGAUAUUAUUGCACUAUAUACCACAAGAAAAAAAUAUCAGAGAUACAACUCUCAUUAAUAAACGACAGCUAUAUAACCAAUACAUAAAUGAGAUCAUAGUAUCACCAGGAGGGCCCAGUGAUCAUCCGUUAAACAUCAGUCCAGAUAGCUCUUGGAGCACCUACUUCAGAGACAAUGAAGUCUUGUUACAAAUUGAUAAGGAUGUCCGGCGUUUGUGUCCAGAUAUAUCAUUCUUUCAGUCAGCUACUGAAUUCCCGUGUGCAGAGAUAGUAAACAGCAAUGGAGUGAAAAGACUGCACAAAAGAGUAGAACAGUCCAUGCUGAGGUACUCUACUCUUGAAAGAAGAGGCUUGGGAGUCGCUAAGCUGAGUAACGAGAUCCGGCGAUCAGACAGCCAGCCGUCCGGCGACUACGAGCCGCUGCACGAGGGCUGCGAGGCGCACUGGGAGGUCGUGGAGCGCAUGCUGUUCCUCUAUGCCAAGCUCAAUCCCGGCCAGGGCUAUGUGCAGGGCAUGAACGAAAUCAUAGGGCCGAUUUACCACACGUUCGCGACCGACCCCAAUUCUGAAUACCGACAACAUGCAGAAGCUGACUGCUUCUUUUGCUUUACCAACUUGAUGUCCGAAAUUCGUGACUUUUUCAUUCGCACCCUGGAUGAGACUGAAAGUGGCAUUAACUACAUGAUGAACCGGCUCUGUGACUGUGUGAAAAAAAAUGGGCCCCAAGUUUGGCGUCGAAUGGAAAUCCAGGAGCUUAAACCUCAAUACUAUAGCUUCCGGUGGAUAACUUUACUGCUGUCUCAAGAGUUUUCUCUACCAGACGUAGAAAGACUGUGGGAUUCCUUAUUCGCGGACCCAAUGAGAUUUGAUUUUCUUAUAUACAUUUGCUGUGCCAUGAUUUUACUCGUGGAAGACAGUUUGCUCAACGGUGACUUCGCGUCCAACGUCAAACUACUCCAAAACUUCCCGCCGAUGGACGUCUCUCUUAUACUGAACAAGGCUGUUGAAAUAUCGCAGAGAUAAUCCCUCUCCGUGAACGUGCAUUUGAUACCUAUUUUACAAGAUUUUACAUUGACAAUUUAAUACGUAAGUUUGGAGAAUUUAUUAAAAAAAUUUGCGUUUAUUUAAAAGAUAUUAUAGCUAUACGAGUGCAUUGCUAUCAGUUAGGAGCACGAAAGGGGUCUUAAGACUACCAAGUGAUAUAAAUGUUCGGGACAACUUUUAUUUAGUUGUUAAUCUAAAUAGUUAUUGUGAGAAAUACGUGUACUCCCGAGUUCUUUACAAGAACGAAUAUAUAUGUCGUAAAUUAAAGAAGUUACCAUUGCAUUUUUUGAGCCAUAGCCAUUAAAACUCUGACGUUAAUUCGCAUAUUUUAUAUACUCUGUGUUAUCCAUCAAACUCGAAACUAAAUAACUCGAGUCGAAUGAAUAUUGUAUGGUACUUUAAUGACUCUUUAAUACCUUAAAAGUUUGUAUUUAUUAUAUUUUUUUACGCAUUUGUCCUUUUCGAUAUUUGGUAGUUAGUUUAUCUACGUAUAGUUAGCGCAACCUGAGAUCACAUCACAUAUUUAGCAUUUAUGUUACUUAUGUUAUGAAUGGGCCCUUAUAUGCACGGUGAUUCAGGAGACGUCAGCAGGAUCCACUUACGCAUUCAGUAAAAGAUAAGCUACUGUUUCGUACCAGUAUCUAAUAGGUAACAUUAAUGUUUUUAGGGAGGGUUCCGUAGCCAAAUGGCAAAAAACGGAACCCUUAUAGAUUCGUCAUGUCCGUCUGUCUGUCCGAUUCUGUCACAGCCACUUUUUUUAAUGGCGAAAAUUGAAAAUUAGUUCAUUAUAAUUAUUUUAAUUAUUAGCGACAUGCUUGGCACUUAUCCUUUGCUUUACCUAUGUGUCAAAUUUAAUGUCAUCAGUCACAGGUGGGACACUUAAUGAAUGAACUGCCAUAACACUUUAUCUUUAUUACUAAUUAGGCGUUGUGGGGUAACCAGACCAUUGUAAAGAAGAAAACCUUUACUAAACAAAAAGCAAUAAAAAUCAGGAUAACGGUGUGAUCACAAAUUAAAAUUCAAAACAUAAUAUCCGCGGUCCCGAGCACCACAUCCAUCACGCUUACGCUCAGUGAGAAUGAGAGAACACGAACGUAUGGGGCCUUAACAUUUACUGUGUGUGUAGGGUUGGUCCUGCUUACGUCUCAUGAAUCCCCCCGAAUAUGACGUAAAGGCUAUCCGUUAAACUAUAGGUCUUAGGUUCAUAUGUAUAGGGAUCAAUACAUAACUGUCAAAUAUAUCUUAGAAAAUGUAUACUAUAGUAACAUAUCACCAUAAUAUUACCUUCAUAUCAAAAAGACAAUAUAUAUUUUGAAAUAGUUUGGGAGUCCCAAAGUCUUAAAUCGUACUAUGCCUCCAGGCAUAGUACAAUUUAUCGACCACAUAGGCGCCAAUAGAAUUUCAACUUAAGCAUUUCGAUUUAAGGUUCAAAUUAUAUUUUACUUUCGGGAAAUGUAACUUGUCUUCAAAUGAAUCAUUAAAGCUGGAUUUAUUGGAA
Molecule: messenger RNA, 2770 nt
Organism: Cydia pomonella (codling moth)
Lineage: Eukaryota; Metazoa; Arthropoda; Insecta; Lepidoptera; Tortricidae
Product: TBC1 domain family member 13
Exons: 9
Coding region: 97-1251 (384 amino acids)
Biological process (GO): activation of GTPase activity; intracellular protein transport
Molecular function (GO): GTPase activator activity
Source: RefSeq, a predicted model, not a curated record